AUGCAAGCGUUAGGAGAUCUAGCACCAGAGCUGAUUAUACUUCCUGUUUAUUCAUCGCUUCCAUCAGAAAUGCAGUCUCGUAUUUUCGAGGCUGCUCCGCCUGGUUCGCGGAAGUGUGUGGUGGCAACGAACAUCGCUGAAGCAUCUUUAACGAUUGAUGGUAUCUACUACGUCGUAGAUCCAGGUUUCUCUAAGCAAAAAGCUUUCAAUCCUAAACUUGGUAUGGAUUCGCUUGUUGUGACUCCCAUUAGUCAAGCAUCAGCCCGACAACGGGCAGGACGUGCAGGCCGCACUGGGCCUGGCAAAUGCUACAGAUUGUACACCGAAAAUGCAUUUAAGACGGAAAUGCUCCCUACCAACAUCCCAGAGAUUCAGAGAACAAAUCUUGGGAAUGUUGUGCUUCAGCUCAAGGCUAUGGGUAUCAAUGAUCUUCUCGGGUUUGACUUUAUGGAUCCACCGCCGGUGGCAACGUUGGUGGGCGCCCUCGAGUCACUCCACGCACUUGGAGCGCUCGACGAAGAAGGCCUACUCACACGACUCGGUCGCAAGAUGGCAGAGUUUCCUUUGGAACCGAAUCUCUCUAAAAUGCUUAUUCUCUCAGUCGAUUUGGGAUGUUCCGAAGAAAUUCUAACUAUCACAGCCAUGCUGUCUGUUGAGAACCCAUUUUAUCGCCCUCGCGAUAAGCAGGCUCAAUCCGACAUGAAAAAGGCUAAGUUUCACCAAGCAGAAGGCGAUCAUCUUACGUUGUUAGCGGUGUACAAGGCAUGGGAAGCUUCCAAGUUUUCAAAUCCGUGGUGCUUCGAAAAUUUUGUUCAGGCCCGAAGUAUGCGACGAGCGCAAGAUGUACGGAAACAGCUUGUCACGAUUAUGGACAGGUACCGCUUAUUACUUAUCAGUGCUGGCAAGAACUACAAGAUUAUUUGCAAAGCAAUCACUGCCGGAUUUUUUACGAACGCGGCCAAAAAGGAUCCUCAAGAGGGCUACCGAACUCUGGUCGACCAAAACCCGGUCUAUAUCCACCCAUCAUCUGCAGUAUUCAACAAAAACCCUGAAUAUGUCAUCUACCAUGAGCUUGUUUUAACAACGAAGGAGUACAUGAGGAACAUCCUCGUGAUCGACGCCAAAUGGCUGUACGAGCUGGCACCUUCAUUUUACAAGCAGGCCGAUCCGAACAGAAUUACCAAGACAAAGCGCAAGGAGAAGAUCGAGCCUCUUCAUGACCGUUUCAAUCCAAAAGAUUCCUGGCGCUUGUCAAAACGUAAGGGAUAG
Phaeodactylum tricornutum CCAP 1055/1 is the source of this 1269-nucleotide messenger RNA. RefSeq lists its product with no specific name. Gene Ontology annotation, cellular component: catalytic step 2 spliceosome; intracellular anatomical structure. The record is from RefSeq and is a predicted model, not a curated record. NCBI's taxonomy places the organism in Eukaryota, Bacillariophyta, Bacillariophyceae, Surirellales, Neidiaceae. Gene Ontology annotation, molecular function: RNA binding. The transcript has a single exon. Gene Ontology annotation, biological process: spliceosomal complex disassembly. Bases 1 to 1269 code for a protein of 422 amino acids.